UCUAUAUGAACCUUUCAAGCAAAGCUGCAAGAACCCAUUGCAGAAAUUUUAUCAGAAUUUGCUCUCAUGGAUUCUUCCAUUGCACAAAUGACUUGUGUUCUGAAAGUGAACAUCAAAUGUAAAGCAUGCAAGACAAAGAUCUAUGAUGUCUUGCAGAACAUCUAUGGUGUCUAUAAAAUUGACAUAGAUGCAGAGCAAGGAACAGUGAAAGUUUCAGGGAAAGUAAAUCCAAGUACACUUCUAAUGGUGCUUGAUGGGUCAGGGAAACAUGCAGAGCUAAAAAGUCUUACGUUUGAUGGUGAGGUCAAGGAAGGCUACGAUUGUUUUGGACAAGAUGGAUAUGGAUAUGGACAUGGACAUGGACAUGGACAUGGACAUGGACAUGGAUAUGGAUAUGGAUAUGGACAUGAACAUGGAUAUGGAUAUGGAUAUGGACAUGGAUAUAACCCUUAUGCGGUGCCACCUUAUUAUCCCUGUCCACCAUUUGGAGGGUUUGAUUAUUAUGAUCCAAGUCGUCUCAUAAUGAUGCCAUUGUCGCCGCCGCUGCCACCACCACCGCCACCUUUGCAAUUACCAUCAACAUCGUCGUCAGUUCCACAGCAAUCUCAGCCACUACAAUUACAAUCACAAACGCAAUCAUUGCCACCACAACCACCAGCACUUCCACAGGCCAGUAAUGCUACAAAGAGGGUGGCCAAAUCAGAGGCCAGCUCGGGUAAAAAGUCUAUAUGCGUUAUCAUGUAAUUAGCAAAGUCUAGGUUGGUAUAGGGCUGAAUGUCUAUUAAUUAGCAAAGUGUUUUCUUGAUGAUGACAUGCGCAGUAUGUAAAUACUCAAUUUGAAGUUUGUGUUUAUUUCCUUCAACUUUCAUGUUAGAAGGAUUUUUGUCUAAAGUUGUGAAU
Molecule: messenger RNA, 900 nt
Organism: Prunus persica (peach)
Lineage: Eukaryota; Viridiplantae; Streptophyta; Magnoliopsida; Rosales; Rosaceae
Product: heavy metal-associated isoprenylated plant protein 32
Exons: 3
Coding region: 67-744 (225 amino acids)
Molecular function (GO): metal ion binding
Source: RefSeq, a predicted model, not a curated record